AUGCAACGCAUUCGUUCCAAAGCCUUUGCGUGUCUACUUCGUCAAGAAGUUGCUUAUUUUGAUCGACCUGAAAAUAGUUCGGGUGCGAUUUGUGUUCGUCUUUCUUCUGAUGCAUUAGCAGUUAAAGAUAUCACUGGUUCACGAUUAGGAGUCAUCUGUGAAGCUAUUGCAUUAUCAUUUUUUGGAAUUCUAUUCGGAUGUCUCCUAAGUUGGGAAUUAACAUUGAUUGUUUUUGGUGCUGUUUUUAUUCAAUGCAUAAUCACCUAUGGGGAUAUGUCUUUACGCAUAUGGCUGAAUCGACAAUCUCAUCAAAUUAUUGGACGAACAAGUACGCUUGCUGUUGAAGUGAUAAAUAAUCUGCGUACAAUAAAACAGUUAUCAAUAGAAAAGGAAGUCUUACGACAAUAUUCUGAACUUAUUCAUGAACUAUUUAUGUCUUCUUGGAAAUGUUUAGUACCAGCUUCAAUGACAUAUGGUAUAUUCUGGUCACUAGAUACAUGUACUAUGGCAUUCAUAUAUUGGCAUGCUCUUGUUCUUGUUGAAAACAAUGAACUCACUUCGGAUCAUAUUAUAAUAUCUAGACGUAUCGCUGAAUCAGUCUCAGCUGCUGAGACGUUUUUUGAUUUAUUUGAUCGAAAACCAACUAUCGAUAAUACAUCUACUGAAGGAUUAGAAUUAGUUAAUUUUCGUGGAGAGAUAAAAUUUGAUCAAGUCAAGUUUAUCUAUCCAACUCGAUCAACAUCUAUUGUUCUUAAUCAAUUUCAAUUGAAUAUCAAGCCAGGUCAACGUGUAGCUCUUGUUGGUACAUCUGGAUGCGGAAAAUCAACAAUUAUUCAACUAUUGGAACGAUUCUAUGAUGUUACAAGUGGUCGAAUACUUCUUGAUGACGUUGAUAUCCGACGACUAAACCUUCAUUGGGUUCGUUCUCAUCUUGGUCUUGUUAGUCAAGAACCAAUUUUGUUCGAUUUAACAAUUGCUGAAAAUAUCGCAUAUGGAUUAGAAAAUGUUCCAAUGAAAGAUAUUAUCAAUGCAGCAAGUAGAGCUAAUGUUCAUCAAUUUAUUGAUCAAUUACCUCAGGGUUAUGAAACAAAAGUAGGUUCGAGAGGUAGUUUUUUGUCUGGUGGUGAAAAGCAACGUAUUGCUAUUGCUCGAGUUCUUCUUCGUCAACCUAAAGUAUUACUGUUAGAUGAAGCUACAAGUGCCAUGGAUUCAAACAAUGAACAACUUGUACAAGAAGCUCUUGAACAAGCUCAAAUCGAAGAUUCUAGUCGAACAUCCCUCAUUAUUGCUCAUCGUCUUUCAACUAUUCGUUCAUGUGAUUUGAUUUGUGUACUUGAUAGAGGACAUAUAAUAGAAAGUGGUACUCAUACUGAAUUGACACUACGACGUGGAGCUUAUUAUAAAAUGCUUGCUCAAAAUAAUUUACAAUGA
Rotaria sp. Silwood2 is the source of this 1431-nucleotide messenger RNA. NCBI's taxonomy places the organism in Eukaryota, Metazoa, Rotifera, Eurotatoria, Philodinida, Philodinidae. The record is from the annotation of a GenBank genome assembly.